Molecule: messenger RNA, 3624 nt
Organism: Musa acuminata AAA Group (dessert banana)
Lineage: Eukaryota; Viridiplantae; Streptophyta; Magnoliopsida; Zingiberales; Musaceae
Product: cyclic dof factor 2-like
Exons: 2
Coding region: 1569-3008 (479 amino acids)
Biological process (GO): regulation of DNA-templated transcription
Molecular function (GO): DNA-binding transcription factor activity; DNA binding
Source: RefSeq, a predicted model, not a curated record
ACGACAUGUCCGAUGCCAAGGACCCGGCGAUCAUGCUCUUCGGCACCACCAUCCCCGCGGCGCCCGGCGCUCCGGAUGGGGAAGAGACCGAGGUCGAGGAGGCGGACGCGGAGACCGUCGUGUUACCGGCGGAGGGCCAGGAUGUGAGAUGAGAAGCCACCCCAUCCUCUCUCUGCCUUCUUGUUUCUUUAGGGUUGCAUCUAAAGAUCUGGUUGUGGGUGGGAGAAAGAUGGGUUGGUCCUAAGGGACCAUGGGAGGUUUCGGGGAGGCUGAACUUUGCGGACGGAUACGUAAAGGUGCCGCACGACUUAGGCAAAACCAGCUAAGUCCAUGACAAUUCGGUUUUAGCUUAGCUUUUGUAGAUUUUUUUUUUCCUACAAGAAUAGUCUGUUUAUCAAGGAAUUUUCUUCCAUCUACCCCCCUUGACUUUGUUUCUAGGGCCAAAGAAAGAUGAUGAUAUAAUAAAAAGUCUGUUUAUGAGGAGUAAAUGUAUUUCGCCCAUUUCCUGAACAUUGAACCUGCUUGAUUAAAAACUUGGUUACAUGAGGAAGGAGAUCAUAACCUAUAGCGAAAUCAGAUAUCUACAGAUCACUUAUGCUUAAUUACCAUUUCUUGUUUCCUUGAUAUUUAACAAAUAUGUCAAAGAUAGUUGUGUGGAAGAUCUAAAGCCGCAUACAACUCGGAAAAUGUCUGCAGAAAGAGUUAGAAAAACCUUUUAUGCAGAGUUGUCUAGCUAACUUUUAGUAUCUGAUGUCUUGUUUAUUUUUUGCCAGAGAAAACACAUUGAGGGUCUUAGCCAUGUAGUUUUAGGGACAACAUAUUUGUGCUUUAGAUUUUUUGAGAUAACUUUUAGUAUUGUACACGCCCUGUUGAGAUAGCAGUUUAAGUGGAUCCAAAUAAUUCAGGUGUGCUAUGUUAGCAUGUAGCAUUUAAUGACUUUAUAUGACACAAGAUUGAUAUCCUACUUUAUGAAGGGGGUCCCUACUAAGAAGAAUGGCUAGAAUUGUCAGUCAGGAAUAGAUGGAGGAAGAGAGAAAAGUAUUGAAUUUUUUAAAUUCAUUUCAUCUAGUUAAAAGGGGAAACUAAUUGUAGUUUGCAUUCAUGUAGUGAAAAAAAAUCUAAAAUUGCAAGGAAAGAGAAUAUAGAAAGAAGCUGGGAUGUACAACAGAUUAUGUAUAAUCUCCCGAUUAUGUGGGGUUGUUCUCAUGAAUCUUUUCCUUUCAUUUAGCUCUUUUGAAGGCAAUACCUUUAGGCAAACUAAGAGUCAUCAAGUCUCUUUUUAUUAUGGUUUCUUAUAAAGUGUUCUCAGAUCUUGCUCUACCUUUUGCAUCACUAAUCUUAAUCAACUCACCUUGUCUAUCAGGUGCAUCCGUAAGUCUCCUUUGGAUAUGUUCGUAUCAUUUAAAAUGAAUCUCCCUUAUCUUAUUCGUUGACCACAAAUCUAUGUAUAUGUGUGUAUUAGUUGAAUUUCUUUGUACAAAUAUGGUUCUGAAACAUCUCAUUUGUGCUUUAUUAGGGGUAAGCUUUUGUUGUUUGGACUCUUUAUUUCAUCGUAGUUUUAGAUAUUGAUGCAGUCACUGAAAUAUGCCACUGAACUUAUUCUACAGGAUAAUUAUUUAUAUUAUUUUGAUAUUAUGUUUCAGGAUGCAUCUAAAGAAGUAACAAAUGUGGAAGGCAAUGAUAUUUCAGCUGCAGCACCUGAUGAAGAGGAUGAAGGUUCACCAAUUAGUUCAUCUAGUUUGACCAGUAGCAAUGAAGAAGACGGUAAAACAUCCAUUGCAGAUGAAAAGAAAGCAGUAAAAAAUACAGUGGAAGACACCAAGACUGAGGUUGAUUGCUCUGGACCAGAAAAGGUCCUCAAGAAGCCGGAUAAAAUUCUACCAUGUCCUCGCUGUAAUAGUAUGGGCACCAAAUUCUGCUAUUAUAACAACUAUAAUGUUAACCAGCCUAGACACUUCUGCAAGAAUUGUCAGAGAUAUUGGACUGCUGGAGGAACAAUGAGGAAUGUCCCUUUUGGUGCUGGUAGGCGCAAGAGGAAGCAUUUGGCAUCACAAGGUCAUAACUUAGUUACUCCAUCAAAUGGAUUACAAUCUGCUCAACUAGAGACUCUUGACUUGAUUCAUCAGCGAGCUCUCCCGUGUGUGCCUGCAACCCCUUCACAACCUCUGAUUGGAAAUGGGACCAUCCAUAAAUUUGGUCAAGAAGUCCCUCUCUGUGAGCCCAUGGCCACUGUGCUCAAAAUCAGAAAGCAAGGCGGACAUGCUGAUUCUGGCUCGACAAUAUGUCAAGAAAGCAGGGAGGAACCUUCCCGUGCAUCUUCUGCAGCAGCCUCCAAUAUUUUGGAAAAUGGAUCUGCUGAAAAUGCAAUUCACAAGCAGCAAAGUGGCAUGCAUGUUUACUGUAAUGGUCUUGCACCUCUGACUCAGUUGCAGUGUUAUCCUGAGUCCUCCUGGUCUUACCCAUGGAGACCAGCUUGGAGCAAUGUUGCUGCCAUGGAAGCUGGUAGAUGUUCAUCUGAAUAUCCUUGUAGACCAGGGAAUGGCUCUCCAAAUCCGAUUCGAUCGAGUCCCAGAGCAAUGAUGGCGGCAACACUUCCUUUCUUUCUCAUGGCAACUCCACUUUGGGGCUUCACCACUUGGUCCAAUGGAACGUGGAAUAUACCAUGGGUUGGAUCUAACAGUGGAUUCAUAUCCUCAUCAUCUUCUUCAAGCGGUAGUGGUUGUUCAGGAAAUGACUCUCCGAUGUUGGGUAAGCAUUCUAGAGAUGCUACUUUACAGAGUGAGGAGAAGACGGAGAAGUCCAUAUGGGUUCCUAAGACUAUUAGGAUAGAUGAUCCAGAGGAGGCUGCAAAGAGUUCAAUAUGGGCUGCCCUAGGUAUCAGGCCUCGUAUAGGAGGUGUCUUCCAGUCCAAGGCUGAAAACAAGGCGCAUAAGUCGGAUGCUGCACAUGUAUUGCAUGCAAAUCCUGCUGCAUUAUCCCGAUCUCUCUCCUUUCAGGAAAAUACAUAAAGGGUGUGAUCAGAAGUUCUGAGGGAGGUUUUGUUAUCAUGGAUACAAUUUGUGAAGGUCAGUACACAGACAGGAUUUGUGAACAGCAUUGACUUGUAUCUAGUAAUCAGGAUCAUGAGAUCUGAAAAGAAGCUGACCGCAAAAGUUGCGUGUGCUUCUCAUGAAGCCAUCAGAGGGAAGGACCAGGAUUGUCAACAUCAUCUAAGACUGUUCAGUAAUCCGUGUUGUAAAUACGAGAAAAAGGUAUUUGUCUCUAAAUUUCUACUCCAAAGAAAGUUUAUCAUCUCCUCCGCCGUGACUGGUUUAGCGAACCAACAAAGAAAGAUUCAGCUCAUAAAUGUUGAACAAAAAGAAUGGCUUCGGAACUCAAGUACUGAAUCUUGAAACCAUAUCCUUCUAGUAGGGAGGCGAAAAUGUACUUGUGUUUUUGUAUGGUUCUUGGUUUUUUUUUUUUUUUUUUUUUUCCACUUUUUGUCUUUUAAGGCUCACUUUAAAGUUUGUAUGAAUAUAGCAAUAUCAGAUGUCUGGUUCAUCUUUGUUGUCCUACAGAGUCUACUUCUUUCACGUAUGUAAUGAAUGGUUUACCGAAGACGUUUAAGUUGUUCUUCAGUUAUCA